This is a messenger RNA of Sceloporus undulatus (fence lizard), 1079 nucleotides long. RefSeq names its product bMERB domain containing 1 (gene BMERB1). Bases 208 to 831 code for a protein of 207 amino acids. The transcript has 6 exons. Lineage: Eukaryota; Metazoa; Chordata; Lepidosauria; Squamata; Phrynosomatidae. The record is from RefSeq and is a predicted model, not a curated record. Gene Ontology annotation, biological process: negative regulation of microtubule depolymerization. Gene Ontology annotation, cellular component: microtubule cytoskeleton.
CCUCUUUGGGUACCAGAACGGCAGAGGGAUGCUCUGAGCUCAGCUGCUCUGGCCAAAGGAAAGCCUGGCCUUGAAACCCUCUGCCUUUCCCUUUCCAGCUGAGAUGGACUAAAAAAAAAAACCCAGAGGGGGCAGGAGAAGAGCCCCAUAGAAAGCACCCCUCACUCACUCACUCAAACCUUACUGGGCCCAAGGAUCUGCAAAAGCAUGGAGUUAAAGAGAUCCAUCUCUGCCAGCGUGGGAGCAGAGAAGCCCCCGAGACGGUAUGGGGCAGUGGAAGAAAUGGAGAGGAAGGCCGAAGGGCUGGGGAAAAAUCAACUUGACAUCAUUUCAAUGGCUGAAACAACCAUGAUGCCUGAGGAGAUAGAACUGGAGAUGACCAAGAUCCAGAGGCUUCGGGAAGUCUUAGUCAGAAGAGAAUCAGAGCUGAGGUUUAUGAUGGACGAUAUCCAGUUGUGUAAGGACAUCAUGAACCUUAAGCAAGAGUUGCAGAGUUUAGUUGCAAUCCCAGAAAAAGACAAGACAAAGCUCCAGAAGCAAAGAGAAGAUGAACUGAUCCAGAAGAUCCACAAACUAGUGCAGAAAAGAGACUUUCUUGUUGAUGAUGCAGAAGUGGAAAGAUUAAGGGAGAAGGAGGAAGACAAGGAGAUGGCCGAGUUCCUUCGAAUCAAAUUGAAACCCCUAGAUCUCCUUGUAAGAUCUCCUAUAGGUACGCCCACAGAGAAGAAGGCAAAACCUCCACCUCUUCCUCCAAACAAGCCCACCAUUGCUAAAACAGGAAUUGCUAUUAUUAAAGAUUGCUGUGGGACCACCCAAUGCACCAUCAUGUAGCUCUACCCAUUCUCUUGGGCAUGCCUUCUUUUUAACACAUCUACCUGAUGGAUGAAAAACUGUAGCGGGGGAAAGGAAGUAAAGCAUCUCAAAAUCUUGAUAGUUGCGUUUCCUGUACUGUUUCCUACAGUAACUGUUGUAGUGCUGAAUGUAUCACUUGGUGACUCCUUCACUGUUGCAUGGAUCACUCAGCGAGCAUGCCUAGGUAAGACAAGAAAUAUAUCUCAAUAUAACUAUAUCCAGAGUAC